GGUGGCGCAUCUGCAGCACACGUCUCUCUUCGCGUCAAUCUCCGAAACAACAAACCGAAAAGAGCAAACGGGGUAAAGAGAGAGAGAGAGAGAGAGUGAGAAUACAAAACGGUCUCAGACCGCCACUUUUAAAUUGCUCUGUCAAAUAACAAAUAAUUAAUACAACGCUCGGGUGUUGUUCAGGACCAGGAUACGGACCGGGCGGUCGCAGGAGCACAGGAGGACGUCUGGCGCGGAGCUCGGCGGCGAGUUUCUUUUCAAAAAGUAUUUGAAAAUUGGAAGUAUUUUCUGACUUAUAUUGGUACAGAAGAUGUUUAAGAAAUGAUAGCAGCUCCAGAAAUAAACACAGAGUUUCAUUAUCCUCAGGAAACAGAUGCACACUUUUCAUCAGAUACUGAAUUUGAAGACCCAGAUGGAAGAAAUCCAAAGUUGGGUAAAGGAAAAAGCUUAAAGAAGGGUAAAAAAAUCCCUAGUGAGAAGGUUAAAAGCAACAAUGGUGGAAAACCUGCUAGCAUGAGUCGGAUGAAUGGACAUCAUCAAGAAAAUGGCAUGGAAAACAUGAUGCUUUUUGAAGUGGUUAAAAUGGGCAAGAGUGCCAUGCAGUCUGUGGUAGAUGACUGGAUAGAGUCUUACAAGCAUGACAGAGACACAGCACUUCUUGACCUAAUCAACUUUUUUAUCCAGUGUUCUGGCUGCAAAGGUGUUGUUACUGCAGAAAUGUUUAGACACAUGCAGAAUUCUGAAAUCAUUAGGAAGAUGACUGAGGAGUUUGAUGAGGAUAGUGGUGACUAUCCACUUACAAUGGCAGGACCUCAGUGGAAGAAGUUUAAGUCUAGCUUCUGUGAAUUCAUUGGUGUUUUGGUUCGGCAAUGCCAGUAUAGUAUAAUAUAUGAUGAGUACAUGAUGGAUACAGUAAUCUCACUUUUGACUGGACUGUCUGAUUCCCAGGUCAGAGCCUUCAGACACACUAGUACAUUGGCAGCAAUGAAACUGAUGACUGCCUUAGUCAAUGUUGCACUGAAUCUCAGCAUUAAUAUGGAUAAUACACAGAGGCAGUAUGAAGCAGAAAGAAAUAAAAUGAUUGGGAAGAGAGCAAGUGACAGGCUGGAGCUUCUGCUUCAGAAAAGAAAAGAGCUGCAAGAAAACCAGGAUGAAAUUGAGAACAUGAUGAAUGCAAUAUUUAAGGGUGUUUUUGUUCACAGAUAUCGUGAUGCAAUUGCUGAAAUUCGAGCAAUUUGUAUUGAAGAGAUUGGCGUAUGGAUGAAAAUGUACAGCGAUGCGUUUCUCAAUGACAGUUACUUGAAAUAUGUUGGGUGGACAAUGCAUGACAAGCAAGGUGAAGUCAGGUUAAAAUGUCUGACAGCUCUUCAGGGUCUGUAUCACAACAGAGAACUCAACGCCAAGCUUGAGCUUUUCACAAGUCGUUUCAAGGAUAGAAUUGUGUCUAUGACCUUGGAUAAGGAAUAUGAUGUAGCUGUUCAAGCAAUAAAACUUUUAACCCUUGUAUUACAUAGCAGUGAAGAAGUUCUUACUGCAGAGGACUGUGAAAAUGUGUACCACUUGGUGUAUUCGGCUCAUCGGCCAGUGGCUGUAGCAGCUGGAGAAUUCCUGUACAAAAAGCUUUUCAGUCACCGGGACCCAGAAGAAGAAGGCAUGCCCAAAAGGAGGGGAAGGCAAAGUCUAAAUGCAAAUUAUGUGAAGACUUUAGUAUUUUUCUUUUUAGAAAGUGAGCUUCAUGAGCAUGCUGCUUACCUUGUAGAUAGUAUGUGGGAUUGCGCUACAGAGCUUUUGAAGGACUGGGAGUGUAUGGUCAGUCUUUUACUAGAAGAUCCUCUCCCAGGAGAGGAAGCUUUGACAGAUAGGCAGGAAACGGCACUCAUUGAAAUUAUGCUGUGUACCAUUCGGCAAGCAGCUGAAUGCCAUCCUCCAGUAGGAAGAGGAACAGGCAAAAGAGUGCUUACAGCGAAAGAGAAAAAAUCACAGCUGGAUGACAGGACGCGAUUAACUGAAUUAUUUGCAGUGUCAUUGCCUCAGUUGUUAGCUAAGUACUCUGUAGAUGCUGAAAAAGUAACAAACUUGUUACAGUUGCCGCAGUUUUUUGACUUAGAGAUUUAUACAACCGGAAGAUUAGAGAAGCACUUGGAUUCUUUGCUUAGGCAAAUCAGAGAUAUUGUGGAGAAACAUACAGAUACUGAUGUUUUAGAAGCUUGCUCAAAAACAUACCAUGCGCUCUGCAAUGAAGAGUUCACAAUAUUUAACAGAGUGGAUAUUGCAAGAAGCCAGCUUUUGGAUGAACUUGUUGACAAGUUUAACAGACUACUGGAAGACUUUUUGCAAGAGGAAGAAGAACCUGAUGAAGAUGAUGCUUAUCAAGUUCUGUCAACACUUAAAAGAAUCACAGCCUUCCAUAAUGCUCAUGAUUUGUCUCGGUGGGAUUUAUUUAGCAGCAACUAUAAGCUUCUUAAAACUGGCAUUAAAAAUGGGGACAUGCCUGAACAGAUCGUCAUUCAUGCAUUACAGUGCACCCACUACGUGAUAUUGUGGCAACUUGCCAAAGUCUCUGAAGGCAGUUGGACAAAAGAGGACAUGGCAAAUGUGAGGAAACAAAUGAGAGCUUUCUGUCAAAUAUGCCAGCACUACCUGGCUAAUGUAAAUAGUACUGUUAAAGAGCAGGCCUUUACAAUUCUGUGUGAUGUUCUGAUGAUAUUUAGUCAUCAGAUUGUUUCAGGAGGACGUGAGAUACUUGAGCCAUUGGUUUACACUCCUGAUUCUUCUUUGCAAUCUGAACUGCUGAAUUUCAUUCUUGAUCAUGUGUUCAUAGAGCAAGAUGAUGAUAGCAACAGUGCAGAUGGCCAGCAGGAUGAUGAGGCUGGUAAAAUAGAGGCAUUGCACAAAAGGAGAAAUUUAUUAGCAGCUUACUGUAAACUUAUAGUGUACAAUGUAGUAGAAAUGAAUACUGGGGCAGAUAUUUUUAAACAGUACAUGCGGUACUAUAAUGACUAUGGCGAUAUCAUAAAAGAAACAAUGAGCAAGACCAGGCAAAUUGACAAAAUACAGUGUGCCAAAACCCUAAUACUGAGUUUGCAACAGCUCUUCAAUGAAACGCUCUCCGAGCUUGGCUAUAAUUUUGACAGAUCAUCUUCAGCCUUUUGUGGCAUUAAGGAGCUGGCUCGACGUUUCUCUCUAACCUUUGGGCUUGACCAACUUAAAACUAGAGAAGCCAUCGCCAUGUUACAUAAAGAUGGUAUUGAAUUUGCCUUUAAAGAACCCAGCCCUCAUGGUGAAGGACAUCCUCCUGUGAAUCUUGCCUUUCUUGAUAUCUUGAGUGAAUUUUCCUCCAAACUUCUUCGCCAAGAUAAAAGGACUGUCUAUGUUUACCUUGAAAAAUUUAUGACUUUUCAAAUGGCACUGCGUAGGGAGGAUUGUUGGCUUCCAUUGAUCUCUUACCGCAAUUCUUUGUUGGCUGGAGGUGAUGAUGAUACAAUGUCAGUCAUCAGUGGAAUCAGUAGUCGGGGAUCAACUGUGAGGAAUAAAAAGACCAAACCAGCCACGGGCAAGAGAAAACUAGCCGAAGCAGAAGAAAGCAGCAGUAGCAGUGAUGGGACGUGGAUGAACAGAGAACAGACACUUCAGACUCCAGUUAUGAUGCAGACGCCACAUCUGACAUCAACAGUAAUGCGAGAACCUAAGAGGUUACGGCCAGAAGAAAGCUACAUGAGUGUAUACCCUGUUCAGCCUGAUCAGCAGCAUCAUCACCAAACACCUUUAGAUUACAACACCCAGGUAACUUGGAUGUUAGCCCAGAGACAGCAAGAAGAAGUGCGACAGCAGCAAGAACGUGCUGCCAUGAAUUAUGCCAAACUAAGAACGAAUCUACAGCAUGCAAUUCGCCGUGGGACAGGUUUAAUGGAGGAUGAUGAAGAACCUAUAGUGGAAGAUGUGAUGAUGUCUUCAGAAGGGCGCAUUGAGGAUCUUAAUGAAGGCAUGGAUUUUGAUACCAUGGAUAUUGACUUGCCACCCUCUAAGAACAGAAGAGAAAGAACAGAACUGAAACCAGACUACUUUGAUCCUGCUUCAAUCAUGGAUGAUUCAGUACUUGGAGUUUCUAUGUUCUAAAGAAAAAUGGAAAAUGCGCUGUGGUCUUUGUUUUGAGAAAUUGUUGUUACAGUAAACUUCCUAAUGCUGUACAGAUUGUGUUUUUCUCCUCUGUGGAGAAUUUUAUUGGACUUGCUUACUGGACUAAGUGAACUGAAAGGCAGCAUUGCGUGCCUGCUGAAGUGAUCUGUUGAAGCUACAAAAAAAAUUUCUUAAUCAAUGGGUAAGCUUUUCCAUGAAUAUUUCAAGCAGUGGCUUAUACAUUACAGUUAGUGUUGAGUCAGGGUUCAAAUUUAACUUUCGCACACAGUUUAUAUUGUUAAAAAUAUGGAAACUUUUAUAUUGGCACAUAACACAAUAGAUUAUUAAACCAUUUUAAAUUAAUGUAAGAAUGAAAUUAUUGAAGUGUAUUAAAUGUACAGCCCACAGGAGCAGAAGAAAUGAGUUGUGAAAUACUAAUUUUUGAAAAAAUAACCUUAUUUAGCAGCAGAUUUUUUUGGUCUCUUGAUACCUCCAAGUAAAUUUAGCUGCAUUUGGGAGCAUGAAAUGUGUUUGUAGAUUGUUCCUGUUUGCUAAGGAAUUAAAUGCAAUGGGAGCACCACACAUAAAUGGGUAUAUUUGAGUGUUGGACCACUUCAUCAAAUACUACUUAGCUCCUUGGUGUCCAUUUAAUUUAGCAAGGGGCCUAAACUUUAAGGCCAUAUAAUCUGAGUAAUUGUUAAGCUUACCCAAAGAUUAGAAUUGUGUUUGCUUGUUUGUUCAUUCAAGAGACUAAUAUAAGGAAGCCAAUUUCAACCCUUCCAGUAGUGCCACUGUAUUGUGUCUCUGAAAAAAAUGAGCUUGGUAUAGUAUGUUUGCUGGAAAUAAUUUUCUCUAAACACAAUUAUACAGCUUAUUAGAGUGUGGGAAUAGGUAUCUAAAUUUUAAAUAAAAGUUAUAUAUAUAAAUCGGUGCUGAUUUUAUAAUCGCGCAGUUUGUUUAGUUUUUCUUACUUUGAAAAUCCAACCUAAAAAUUAUAAGGUUUCAGAAAUAUAUAAAAAAAAUGUUUUAAAAUAUAAGCAUGUGAAUUCAUGCUUUUAAAAAAUGAUUUUUAAAUUUGUAUUUUAUAUUGUUUUAUCUUUGUCUUUGAAAACAGUUUUCAGGUUUCAAUACCAUUUUUCCUAUGUAUGUAAAUUAGUUUGGAUAACAGAGACUCAGACUAUCCAUUAUGUUAUUCUUUGAGAUUAAGCUUUAUGUUUUUAAUUUUAAAUGUCCUUUCACAAAUUCUUAAGUCUGUAACAUAAAUUUUAAAUUUACUAUUUGAACAUGAAAGUUAUUCUGCAGUGCUUGGGCAGCUAGACAUGGCUUAAGUAACCAUUAACUUAUAGUACAAUUGUACAUUUUUGUUAAAUGUCUUGUUUAUUUGAGGUAUAUUCUUUAUAAUCAUUCCAUGCCUUAAAAUGCUUGCAAUACACCACUCCCUUGUUUCAUUUUGUCUCUUCCAUAAAACAAACAAAAAAAAUCAAAACCCACUUAGCAGUUGCAUUUUAAGCUUCAUUUUCCAGGCUGUGGUAGCCAAAAACCAUACAAAUUGAGUAGUUUAUUACUGAAAAAAAUGAUAGAAACUGAUUCCACAUAAGUUUGUGUUUUACAUAUUUUUUUAAGUGAUGAAUCUUUUACUUUGAAAAAUACUGUUGUGUUUUUCACACCACUGCAUUAACAGAAACUGCUGAAAGGACUGUAUAUAAAAAAUCAAGGUGCAAAGCUGAUUUUUUUUUUUUUUUUCAUUUCUAUUUUUAAACGUGUGUUUCUUUUGUGUGAGCAGUUCUUUAAAGCUGUAUGUUUUUAACCAGCUUCUCCUGUUUUAUAUAUUUACCCAAAUCUGUUGUCCUCCACAUUCUGUCGUCCACUGUACUGUUUCUGAUUUGUAUUUAUGUCUGGAGACAGUAACUUUUUGAAUAAAAGUAAACCUUCUUCAGUUGUGUGAUAAUCUUAAGUACACAAAAAUAAUAGCACAUUCAAUUAAAUUCUUUUUAAUAUUUUA
Molecule: messenger RNA, 6118 nt
Organism: Polypterus senegalus (gray bichir)
Lineage: Eukaryota; Metazoa; Chordata; Cladistia; Polypteriformes; Polypteridae
Gene: stag2b
Product: stromal antigen 2b
Exons: 34
Coding region: 322-4116 (1264 amino acids)
Biological process (GO): sister chromatid cohesion
Cellular component (GO): chromatin; cohesin complex; nucleus
Molecular function (GO): chromatin binding
Source: RefSeq, a predicted model, not a curated record